Linderina pennispora is the source of this 543-nucleotide messenger RNA. Its product is annotated as ADP-ribosylation factor-like 1-like protein. Lineage: Eukaryota; Fungi; Kickxellomycota; Kickxellomycetes; Kickxellales; Kickxellaceae. Gene Ontology annotation, molecular function: GTPase activity; GTP binding. The transcript has 3 exons. The coding region runs from base 1 to 543 and encodes 180 amino acids. The record is from RefSeq and is a predicted model, not a curated record. Gene Ontology annotation, biological process: vesicle-mediated transport; intracellular protein transport. Gene Ontology annotation, cellular component: Golgi apparatus; cytoplasm.
AUGGGCCAGUACUUUACAAAGCUGUUCAGCAACCUGUGGGGCGACAAGGAGGUCAGGAUUCUGAUUCUCGGACUCGACGGCGCCGGAAAGACGACGAUUCUGUACCGGCUGCAGGUCGGAGAGGUCGUGUCGACAAUCCCAACGAUCGGGUUCAACGUGGAGACGGUGACAUACAAGAACAUCAAGUUCCAGGUGUGGGACCUGGGCGGACAGACCAGCAUCCGGCCGUACUGGCGGUGCUACUACGCGAACACGGAUGCCGUGAUCUACGUGGUGGACAGCUGCGACCGUGACCGGAUAGGCACAUCACGUGACGAGCUAGCCUCGAUGCUGCAGGAGGAGGAGCUCAAGGAGUCGGUGCUGCUGGUGUUUGCCAACAAGCAGGACAUGAAGGGCGCCAUGAGCGCAGCCGAGGUGUCGGAGGCCCUGGGGCUGCCGCGCCUCAAGAACCGCCAGUGGAGCAUAUACCGGACCAGCGCGCUGAAGGGCGAGGGUCUUGACGAGGGCUUGGACUGGCUGGUCAACGCGAUCAAGGGCACUUGA